This is a messenger RNA of Oncorhynchus gorbuscha (pink salmon), 1424 nucleotides long. Its product is annotated as tetraspanin-8-like. The transcript has 9 exons. Lineage: Eukaryota; Metazoa; Chordata; Actinopteri; Salmoniformes; Salmonidae. The coding region runs from base 208 to 1044 and encodes 278 amino acids. The record is from RefSeq and is a predicted model, not a curated record. Gene Ontology annotation, cellular component: membrane.
CAUUGACAUAAUGUUCAUGCUAGUCCCUCCAAUGUCACAAAACACCAUUCAGCAGCAUGUCAACACACUCUCAUGUUGAGAAGAAGAAACAGUUAAAGGAAUCAGAAAAUCUAUUUUCUGGACUUAAAGAUCUUGGGCUUCAGCAAGACCAACUCUGACGUGAACUGCUUAUCCAAACUGUUGUUUUUAUUAUAACCAAAUAUAGAAAUGGGAAGAAUACAUAUCUGCGUAAAACGGACGUUCAUUUUCGUCUGUGUCUUGAUCGGGAUCAUCAGCACCCUCUUGCUGGCCAUCACAUUAUUUGGACAUGGGUACUUCCACCAAUCAGAAGAAAUAGAGGAGAUUCUGCCUGGGAUAGUAGUUCUGUAUGUCCUAGAAGCAGCAAUCCUGGUCCUGUCAAUCUUUGGGGUCUAUGGAGCUCGGAAGGAGAAGAAAUGGGUUGUGGUUCUGUUUUCUGUAGGUAUGUCACUGGCCAGCCUAUACCUGUUUGUGGAGUGCGUGAAUGGAUAUCAAAGCAAACACGAGAUGGAGGAGUUAACCAGAGGAGAACAUCUAGCGAUGAUGCCUCUGAGUGGAGCGAAUCAAACUGAUUUAGAAGGGCUAUACAACAUACAGACUAACUUCAAAUGCUGUGGGCUCGUACAAGGCUACCAAGACUGGGGCACAGACAUCCCCAUCUCCUGUCUCUGUUCUGAUGAGGACUCAACAGACUUUAAAUGUGUUGCUCCUGGUAACAAGACAAGAUUUGUUAUUCACUAUCCCAACAGUAAUAUGUCUGAGGAUGAUGACCACAAGGGAUUAAUGGAUGAACACAUGCUGGUAUAUAAAGAGCCAUGUCUUCCCAUCUUAAUCUCUUUCGUGGGCUAUAACAUCAUCCUGAUAAUAGGAACAUUAGUAGCACUUAAAGCAUUAUGGGAUGUUGGAGUUGUCCUGGCCAUCACAAUACUCUGCCAGAUGAGAAGAAAGGUUGAUGUGCCACUUGUGAUCUUCACCUCUCAACCACCUCAAUACAGGGAGCUGUGUGACACAGCAGAGAGUGUCUGAAAUGAAAUAGUCCAAACAUGACAAUGGGUGACAAAGAGUUGACUUGGCAAUGACAGAACUGGCACGAUGGCCUUUAUUUAACUAGGCAAGUCAGUUAUGAACAACUUCUUAUUUACAAUGACGGCCUACUGGGGAACAGUGGGUUAAACUGCCUUGUUCAGGGGCAGAACGACAGUUGGCAAGACCACAAACAGAUCUGGGAUCAGGUUAGCAAUGCACUCAUAUUAUGUACAUACUCAUAACACAAAUGAAAGGACAACUCAGGACAUUAUUAGACAUCUCUACUGUGUUGUCCAAAGUGUUACUGUUCAACCAUUUAACCGUUGAAGUGCCUAAGUGUUGGUUACAGUGUCUUGAAUAAAGGGACAAUCAUCUUUUAA